Messenger RNA from Mesoplodon densirostris (Blainville's beaked whale), 1071 nucleotides. It is a transcript of the gene ATP1B4, whose product is annotated as ATPase Na+/K+ transporting family member beta 4. Gene Ontology annotation, biological process: potassium ion transport; sodium ion transport; regulation of DNA-templated transcription. The transcript is spliced from 8 exons. NCBI's taxonomy places the organism in Eukaryota, Metazoa, Chordata, Mammalia, Artiodactyla, Ziphiidae. The record is from RefSeq and is a predicted model, not a curated record. Gene Ontology annotation, cellular component: sodium:potassium-exchanging ATPase complex; nuclear inner membrane. The coding region runs from base 1 to 1071 and encodes 356 amino acids.
AUGAGAAGGCAGCUCCGGUCCAGAAGGGCUCCGGCCUUUCCUUACGGUUAUCGCUACAGACUUGAUGAUCAGGAUGAAGUGAACCAGAACUACUUAGCAGAUGAAGAGGAAGAAGCAGAAGAAGAGGCUCGGGUGAUGGUGGUACCUGAUUUGGAGGAGGAGGAGGAGGAAGAAGAGGAGGAGAAAGAAGAAGAGGAAAAGGAGGAGGAAGAGAGUCAGGCUCAGGAAACAGGCAGUGCCUGGUGGCGGAAAUGGCAGAUCGUGAACGAAUACCUGUGGGAUCCGGAGAAAAGGAUGUCUCUGGCCCGAACAGGUCAGAGUUGGAGCCUGAUCUUAGUCAUUUACUUCUUCUUCUAUGCUUCCCUGGCCGCUGUGAUCACCCUCUGCAUGUACACGCUAUUUCUGACCAUCAGUCCUUACAUGCCGACCUUCACUGAGAGGGUGAAGCCUCCUGGAGUUAUGAUCAGACCCUUCGCCCAUAGCCUUAACUUCAACUUCAACGUUUCUGAACCUGACACUUGGCAGCAUUAUGUGAUUAGUCUAAAUGGCUUUCUCCAGGGUUAUAAUGACAGUCUUCAAGAGGAAAUGAAUGUAGAUUGCCCCCCAGGCCAAUACUUCAUCCAAGAUGGUGAUGAGGAUGAGGACAAGAAGGCCUGCCAAUUUAAGCGCUCCUUCCUGAAGAACUGCUCUGGCCUGGAGGACCCUACUUUUGGCUACUCUACUGGACAGCCCUGCAUCCUUCUCAAGAUGAACCGGAUUGUUGGCUUUCGCCCUGAGCCUGGAGACCCUGUGAAGGUUUCCUGCAAAGUUCAGAAAGGUGAUGAAAACGACAUCCGAUCCAUCAAUUACUACCCAGAGUCGGCUUCUUUUGACCUCCGUUACUACCCUUACUAUGGCAAACUGACUCACGUUAACUACACCUCCCCGCUGGUGGCAAUGCACUUUACAGAUGUAGUGAAGAACCAAGCGGUGCCUGUGCAGUGCCAACUGAAGGGCAAAGGCAUCAUAAAUGAUGUCAUCAAUGAUCGUUUUGUGGGUAGGGUAAUCUUUACUCUGAACAUAGAAACCUAA